AUGAACAUCAUCCAACAGAACGAAGGUUCUGAUAUUUAUUCCAAAAUACUUUCUGAUUCGACUCUGCGAGAAAAACUUGUGAAUAAUAUUCUCGACUUUGUGAAAAAGUACGAAUUUAAUGGAAUCGAGCUCUAUUGGGAUUUUUCAACUCAAGCUGCUAAAGGUUCUUCUGAUAAAGCAAAUUUUGUUCUACUUUUGAAGGCACUCAGAGAAAAAUUCGAUAAAGAAAGUCUAAUUUUAUCUGUUGCCGUUGCUAAGCGUGAAGCGAUAGCCAAGCUAUCAUAUGAUGUUAAAGGAAUAUCAACACAUGCGAACUUCAUAAAUUUGAUGACUUACAAUUUUCACAAUAGCUUUGAUGCGGACAAAAAAGUUGGUGCUAAUGCUCCAUUGUAUCCUUCAUCAAAAGAAAAUGCGGAAAAUCAGAAAUUGAACAUUGAUUCUGUUGUGACAUUCUGGCUUUCGCAAGAUGCUCCACCAGAGAAGCUGAUACUUGCAAUUCCCUUUUCUGGAAAUAACUAUACUUUGGCUGAUCCAAAACAAUUUGGUAGAGGCGCUCCAUUUGUUAAUGCAGAAAAUCCAGGAGGAACUUUUAAUUCCCGACCUUAUUACAAAAUUUGUCCAUUGGAAAAAAACCCAAAAUGGAAAAGUUUGUACGACAAUGAACAGAAAGUGCCGUAUCUCUACCAAGGAAAUAAAAUCGUUUCAUAUGAUAAUGUCAAAUCGAUUAAGGAAAAGGCUAUAUAUGUUAAGACAAAGAAUCUUGGUGGUGUCGUAGUACAGUACAUCAAUUUUGACGAUACCCGUGAAAAGUGGACAGGAAGUGACAUCAGACUCCUUGAGCAUGAUCGUACUUUUAACCUCAGACUGAAUGCAAGGUUGUUUCAUAUGCACACAUAUUUACACACUGAAUCGACGGACAGCUCCCUCCCACUACUCCCACCUAACCUGACCGGAAGUCUCCAGUAA
Belonocnema kinseyi is the source of this 966-nucleotide messenger RNA. Its product is annotated as acidic mammalian chitinase-like. The record is from RefSeq and is a predicted model, not a curated record. Bases 1 to 966 code for a protein of 321 amino acids. NCBI's taxonomy places the organism in Eukaryota, Metazoa, Arthropoda, Insecta, Hymenoptera, Cynipidae. The transcript is spliced from 5 exons. Gene Ontology annotation, cellular component: extracellular region. Gene Ontology annotation, biological process: carbohydrate metabolic process; chitin catabolic process. Gene Ontology annotation, molecular function: chitin binding; chitinase activity.